AUGGCCAGGUUAGAGAUUGAAAUUCAGAGCAGGAAAAUGUUGAAGCCCUCAAUUCCUACCCCGAAUCAUCUUCGGACCUUCAAAAUUUCAUGGUUCGAUCAGCUGGCCAAUCGUUUGUACGUACCAAUAUUCCUCCACUACUUGCCAAUCAGUAGUAGUGAAACAUCAUGUGACAAGCUUCAAAGAUCUUUGGUGGAGACGUUAAACAAGUUUUACCCUUUAGCUGGAAGAUUUAGAGAAAAUGAACUCUCAUUCCACUGCAAUGAUGAAGGUGUUGAUGCUUUCACUUUAGCAACAUUUGUCAAUGAAUGGGCACUCAUUUGCAAAACAGGAACAACAAAAGCUGGUUGUCUCUCAAGUUUCGGUCACUUGUCAUCUAUCUUUCCCACAAGAGUAGUGUUAUCUGAACCUCAAUUUAUUUCACUAGUACCACCUCCCAACACUUGUAAGAUAAUCACAAGGAGGUUUGUCUUUGAUGCUUUGGCAAUUGCAAACCUCAAAAAUACAAUUGAAGAUUCAACUGACAGGCGGCCUACUAGAGUGGUGGUUGUUAUGUCAUUAAUAUGGAAGGUUCUUGCAGGCAUUUCUUCAGCCAAAAAUGGACAUUCGUCUUUUUUAAUUGCUAUUAAUUUGAGGGGAAAAUCAAAUUUAGCACCUUUAAAACAUGCUCUAGGGAAUUUUACCAUGUCUGAAAUUGCUAAUCUAAAGGCAAGCCCGUCAAGAAAGGAUGAUGAGUUAAAUGAUUUUGUUAAGUUGGUAGGAAAUACAAUACGGGACACAAUUGUAGUGAUUGGUAAGGCAAGCGCUGAUGAUAUUUCCUCUUUAGUUGUUAAUAAUCAGAUAAAAUUAGUAGAGAAACUUUGCCAAGGAGACGUUUAUUCGUGCUCUAGUUGGUGCGGAUUUCCUUGGUAUGAAGCUGACUUUGGUUGGGGAAAGCCAUUCUGGGUGAGCUUAGUCAACUUCAAUAUUUUUGAAGUAAUUGUUCUAAUGGACACAAAAGAUGGUGAUGGAAUAGAAGCAUGGGUUAGUUUGAAGGAGAAUGAAAUGACUGAAUUCGAGAGACACCCUCAUAUUUUGUCCUCUACUUGA
Solanum stenotomum is the source of this 1089-nucleotide messenger RNA. RefSeq names its product acetyl-CoA-benzylalcohol acetyltransferase-like. Bases 1 to 1089 code for a protein of 362 amino acids. The record is from RefSeq and is a predicted model, not a curated record. NCBI's taxonomy places the organism in Eukaryota, Viridiplantae, Streptophyta, Magnoliopsida, Solanales, Solanaceae. The transcript has a single exon.